UAUCCGACCAAAGGGGUAGAAAUGGGGAAGGUUUUUUUCAAAAACAGAAAAAUCGUUCUAAAUCACGCAAUAUGGAAAAUAUCACAUCCGUUUGAAUUUAUUAAAAUUCUUAGGAGUAAUGCCAAAAUAAUUUCUCUGAAUAAGUUUUCGAUAGGACCGACGGUAUCUCCAAGGGGUUGAAAAAACAAGGGUUGGCGGACAAAAAAAAUCAUAACUCUGUUCGUAGGCAUAGCAUCGAACUUGAACAAAUUAUGUAUUUUUCUUAUAAUUUCUAUCUAAAACUUUUGUCUGGAACAAUUUUUGAUUAGACGAACCAUUGCAGCAAUGUAGUAUAUAAAAUAACAGUAAAAAUUAAAAAAAAAAAACAUAACUCCCUCAGUAAGUACACCAUCAAAACCGUUCUAACUGUUAGUAAAUUGUAUACUUUUUAUCUAAAACUUUUGUCUGAAAUAAUUUUUUAUAGGUCGAACCAUUGUUGCAGAGGGUAGAAAAAAUAAAGGUAUUGAAUUAAAAAAAAAAAGCAUAAUUAAUGUACCAUGUACACUCAUAAAUCCUUUAUGUUUUAUCGUGUAAACUUAAAGUAUUCAGUACAUCUUUCAUCUGAAAUAAAUUUUUAUACGACCAACAACUGCAAGGGGUUGGAAAAACAAGGGUCUGCGGACAAAAAAAAAUUAUAACUUCCUUCGUAGGUACAAAACCGAAUUCGUACGAAUUGUGUAUUAAUCAUAUAAUUUUUGACGUGACAACGUCUAAUAAAUCGAUGAACGCCGGCUGCACGCACGAAAAAGUGUCCCGUAAUGCACAUUGUCCCACUACGAUGUGUCCCGUUACACUCUUUGUACGCUUGCGCGCAUCUAUCUCUCUUCCGCUCGAUUGGAACAACCAUCGAUUUGACUUUUUCGAGGAACAUUAAACUUGAAAUACUCCCAUUCCUUUCCUACUUUUCCUAUAAUUGUCCUAUCCUUAACAAAAUAACACAGAUUGGAAGAAGUUAAAUAGCAAACAUGUAUAAAAGUUAUAGUUAAAAUAAUCUCUUCGUGAAAGUAAUAAACAAAUUUGAAUUAAUGAGUGCAAAUAAAAGUAUAUUUAUCAAUUAAAUUGCAGAUUUCAUUUCACUCCUUCUUUGUAUCCAUACAAAAUAGUGAUAAUUCAAUAAAAAUGAUUCAUUUCUACUCAUAAAAGUAUGCAAUAAUUUCAUCAAUGUUUUGUUAUGACGUUGUCACGUUAAACUAUCUUUCGUAAACCGACUUUACAGACAACCAAUUUUUAUCUAAAACUUUUGUCUAAACAUUUUUCGAUCGGACCAACCAUUAUUGCAAGGGUUUGAAAAAAUAAUGGGUAGAGUUUAAAAAAAUUCAUAAUUCUCAUUAGUUACAAUAUAACGUUCUUCAAGUUGUUGGUAAACCUUAUAAUUUUUAUCAAAAACUUUUGUCUGAAACAAUAAUUGAUUUUCCAUUGCUGCAAGGGGUUAAAAAAAAUAAAGGGUAGAAUAAAAAAAAUUCAUAACUCCCUUAGUGGUGCACUUUCAAAUCCGUUCAAACUGUUUGUUAAUCUUAUAAUGUUACUAAAAACUUUAGUUUGAAACAAUUUUUGAUAAUACAAACCAUUACUUCAAGGGAUGGAAAUAACAAGUGUAGAAAAACAAAACGACAUUACUUUUAUAAAUACAUUUACUUUCAAAUUCAUUUUAGUAAAAAUACCUCAACAUUAUCUAAAACCUUUGGUUGAAACAUUUUUGAUGAAACUAACUAUUACCAUAAAAACAGGGGUUUAAAUUUAAUUUAAUUUUUACAUUUUUUAGUAUCGAAUUCAUUGGAAUUUGUUUAUUACCAUCUAAGAUUACCUUAAACCUUUGUCCGAAAAAAAAAUCAAUUAGGCUAUACGACAUUAGUGCACGAGAUGAAAAACUGUGUUUGUAAAUCAAAAAUAAUUACAUUACUACCUUAGUAGGCACAUUAUGAAUUUCUUUAAGACAUUCAUUGCUGAUGCAUUAAUUUAAAAACAUUUAAAAUAUUUUCGCCGUUGUAGGGGAUAAACCUGGCAAAAGGCCCCACUUUGAGGCGACAGUUUCUUAUGUAGGGGCUAUACUACCGUACAAAAGGGCACCACUUAGAUAAAAUCAGUUUGUAACUUAUAUGUGUGCUAUUCGUUCUAGGUCACAGUUAGGUAUUUAAUUAUGUGCAGUUACUACUAGCUUGGCUGCUGUUAACACAUAGAUAGGUAUGGAUACAGUUGGUGAUAGGUAGAUUACAAUACCAUACAAAACACCAUGGUAAUUUUAUUUUUUAUUAAUGAAAAUAUCUCAGGUUUAUCUUUAAAAAAAAAUAUUAUAUUACUUUUAAACAUCCUAACUAUUGUUGGCACGGCAGAACACAAAUAUGUUAAAAAAAUGUCUGGAGUGACGAUGCGCACAUUCAUUAACUAAUCAAGUGUCUAUUUUAUCCGGUUUCGAAAAUCUCAUACACAGGUUCAGUUUAUAAUUUCGUUUUAUAUAAGUUUUUUACCUCGGCUAGAUAAAAUAACUUAAGUCGGUAGAGCUCUGAUGCUCUCUCUCCCAGGCCACUGGGUGAUUACAGUUGUGUGUUAAAAUAAAGUGUCAAAAUAUAUUCACGAAGUUAAUUUUUACAAUAAUCCAGUUCAUCAAUGUUUCUCUUGGAAUUAGACCGCAAAAUAACGAGGUAUGGAUGGGAUACGUGAUUCGUCCUAGCGAAAUGGAGUAACAGACUCAGUCAUUUCUUACUCACGUAUAUUUUUCACUCCGAAUAACUUUAUCCUUUUGGAUAAAGCCCUAAUAAUACUCUCUUACGUUUCAACAGUACAUUUAUACCAUCCUUUAGUGCGGAUGCAUAUUUCUGCUAGCUAUUUUUCAGGAUAAUAUUCCGUCGACGUCUCGUAUGUGUUCAUCCAUUAGUAGGCCAUUACAUUAUUUUAAAACCUUCUUAAUUUAAGUCAGCUUAACAAUCCGUUCCAGAUUUAAAAUACGGCUCCUGAUUGGCCGAGAAAUAAAGACAGUUACAUUAUUUCAUAUCAAAGACAUCAAAUCCGCGCGCAACAAUAGCGCGGAACACAAAAUCUCUCAUUAAAUUUGAAUAAAUAUAGAAAUAACAUUUUUCAUUAAAUAAAAACGGUGUCAAAUUAACAGUUUACCGUUUAAAUGUCAAUUGCUCCUAGAGGGGUCCUUGCAAUUGUUUGUCUUCAACGUUCGUUUUUGUCAUAGAGUUACAAUCACAUAGAUAUACACAUAAAAUAUAAAUAGUUUUCAAAUAAUAAAAAUAUACAUACCAGACGAAUAAGUAUAAAUUAAAAUAAAUAAUUACGUAAUCGGGGCUGAAACAUACAUAGUUGCAGUAGGUACACCGUAUGGAAUAUGAGAAAAUGUUGAAUCGAUAUUUUUUGAAUAUUGGCGAGCAGAUAGGUAUUUUUCUUGUCAGCUUCCUUAAGUUCUUUAAAUGUUCAAGGAGUUUAUAGAAGUUAAAAAAAAAUAAUUCAAGAUGAUAUACUUAGUAACUUUGAAAUCUACCUACGCCUGUAGGCUGUGUCAAAGGGGAUUCUUUUUUUUUUACAGAAUUUUUGUUAUAUCGGGGUAAGUUCUUUCUACUGGAGUAUUUUGAUACUGAAAAAACUUAUAAUAUGGUGACGUCUACGCAAAGUUGGCAGUUACGAAUGUACUAGGAAGUUACAAAGUUUUAAUUUCAAUGGAUUUAGUCAUUCAGCUAAAACACCAAACAUAAAAUUCGUCCCCUAUCCUCCAAAACCCCGAAAUGAGUAAGACAUGAUGUUUCGCCAACUUAACUUUCAACUUGUAAGGCGACAUGUACUGUUCGUUGGUCUAAUUUAAGUAUGUUGACAUUAAUACCAUAUUUUGUUGAAAAGUAAAUUGAUUAUAAUGAUUUACAUAAUUUUAAAUAGUUUCAGAAUUCAGUAUUAGCUGUAGUAAGCUACGUACAGAUGACGAAGCAAAUGUUAAUGCUAUAUAACCUCUUCAGGAAAAGUAAUUACGAAUUAGUCGAAUUUAUAGUUUAUGCUUGGAGAAAUCAAUGAAGUAAAUUUAUAUGUGUUAAGACUACUUUAUGUUUUUCCGCAAUAUUUGCAUGCAAGAAAUGCGGCUUAUGAACACCCGAUCAGUUGCCAAUUUAAAAAUUACUUAUUUUUCUGAAACGAUAUGGUAGGUCUCAUAAUAGAUACCACCACUCCGAAUGCCUAUAUACUGGCCGGUUGACUUCUAGGAAACACUCUCUCAGUUGUGAUAGGCAGCUGCUCGACUGACCCCCUCCACUUUCUGAUGCGCUCAUCACGUGAUCGCCUGGUGACAGUGGGGUCUGCGCAGGUUAUUUUGCCUCUUGUCGCGCUAUACGGUCACUAGACGGGUAGAUGGUCGGAAAGAUAUUUGUGCCGGAAAGCUAUUUGCGAAAUUAACUUAUUUCUAUGGAAGGUGAAGAUUCGGAGUUAGUUAGACCGGAAGGUGAACCAAGUGCGUCUAAUCAAGCAAGAUCUGAAGUGCUACCUGGGCGCAAGAAGAAUUCUUGUGUCUAUCAUGAUUGCCAAGGAUAUUUCUACUUCAGCGAAAGAACUACUGCAAAUACAAGGUAAGUGGUUCUCGGAAAAGUGCAAUCUAAUAUUUUAGAGUAGUGCGAUGAAAUUUCACGCACGUGGAAGGCACUAGAAGGAAAUUUGCCUUGUAAAUUAUUGUGUAGGAAGUAUUGCUUUGUUUCAAGAAACUCAAGCUUCAUAGUAUUGCAUAUAUGAGCUAUUAUACCACGCAACAUUUUAGAAUAAUAAUCGUAUUUGUAACAAUACGUUUAAAAAAAUUUGCAGGCAACUGAGAUGCACCAGAAAGAGUCACGGCUGUCGCGCUCGAGCAACAAUGGGUCUUCAGGAAGGCGCAGUUAUUGCUCUGUCCAGAAGCAGUCCACUGCACAACCAUGAACCGGACCUGAGCAUUAAAGAAUCAUACAAACUGCGUGCAGUUCUUAAGGCAAGAUCAAAAAUGGAAACCACCUCUCUUCGCGAAAUCUUUUUUUCCGAGGCGAAAAGAAAUUCUGAUGGUGCAGAUAAAAAUCCUUAUGCAACAGUGCGGAGGUGUAUGGAAAGAGCAAGACGUGAGCUAUUUCCACCAAUUACGGAGGAUUUGCGGGAGUUCUGCAAUAUUUUGGACGGCAGAACCUGGGCAGAUCUGUACAGCCCCAACCACGAAAAACAACUUGCCCACAAAGUCGUAGAAACUGACAAUGGACAAAUCACUGCAAUUGUUUUUGCUAAUGAUACCUUCCUUCAAUUCCUUUCGGAAAAUCCAACCGAACGUCGUGAGGUAUCAUUUGACGCUACCUUCAAAGUAGUCCCCCGAAGGCCGAGCGGCUUUUGUCAACUGAUGACAGCGGUGGUAUACUUUCAAGACAUAGGAUUUCCGAUUUUCUUCGCCUUGAUGACCAAACGGACUCAAGAAGCAUACGUUGCUGUCUUAGACAUAUUCCAUCAGAAGACAUCUGCUUGGGAAAUUGUGGCUGUAUCGUCAGAUUUUGAAAAAGGACUUGUUAAUGCCAUUAUAACCAGAUAUCCGAAUGCAGAGUUCCAUGGGUGUUGGUACCAUUGCUGCCAGGCUAUUUGGAGAAUGGUCAUGAAAACUGGUCUAGUGGAGGACUGCAAGAACAAUGACGACAUGAAGAGGGCUAUAAAAAUGUUGAUGGCACUAGCCCACUUGCCUGCAACAAGAGGAGCCCCACAUGACGAUGCUGUUCCUGCCUACGACAUUGCUGACGGAUUAGAGGCAAUCCUAAUUUUCAUACAUGAAAAAAAUUUGGAAGAAAAGUUGGCAAAUUUGAUCGAAUAUUUUCAAAACUACUGGAUGGCUAGAGUGACGCCCCGAUGCUUUUCUGUCUUCAAUCUACCAAGAAGAACAAAUAAUGCGUUGGAAUCUUUCCACGCUCUAGUUUUGUCAAUAAUGGGCCCACAUGCAAAUGUGUGGAAAUUUUUAGUUCACCUGUCUGACUUGAGCAACAUGUACUUUUCGGAAUUCAAAGCUCUUGUAGAAGGAAAGACUAUUAGAAGACAGAAACCACAGAACACCAACACGCAGAAUUUGCGAAAAAUCAUAGGAAAAUUAGUAUCGCGAGAAUUUAGCGUCACUGAAUUCCUGCGCAAAGCUGCGCACACAGUUGAUGGCGCAUAUAACACUUUGCAAACUCAGAAUGCGAGAGCAGAAGCUACUGAGGCUUAUCAAGCAUCGGAGGAUGAGGACGAUCCCGAAGAUGUCAUACCAAGAGCACUUCGGAAUGUGCCAGCAGAAGUAGAAGAGCUUUUGCCUGAAGAUCCAGAACCAGACCAAAGAACACACAUGACGUGUAAGGUUUGUCUUCUCAACCCAUUGACUCACCUGGUAUAUCCUUGCGGACAUUUCGUGUUAUGUGAGAACUGUGUAAUCGGCCUGAGAGAGAACCAAUCUCCAUUUGUAACACUAAAGUGUCCGGUAUGCCGCUCUGAGUGUGGCGAUAUUGUGCGUGUUUUUUUUGCUUAAUUAUCGUAUAUAGAUCUAGAUUUCACUAAUUAAACUGUAGAUGCAUGUGAUUCCUAAACCAAACAAACAAACUAUUGUAACAUACUUAAUAUUGUUUUUCAACCAAGGUACCAGAAGUAGGCCUAUGUAAGGUGUUUCUCUUAUUAUUUUAUAUUAAUUAUUGUCUAAUAUUAUAUUAAAUAAUUAUCAGACUAAAUUUAAAUGUUUUCAAAAAAGCAAAACAUAAUUACUUAUUCCAGAGAACUCCUUUCUUAAACCCUUUAAAACUAGGUACAUUUAAUCGGUGUGCCACGUGCUACUGCUUCUCAGGAUUCACGUUGCAGCACCCAUUAUUUUUUCAAGCUUCCAUGCGCAUGACAUAUAAAAAAAAUUAAAAUGUUAAAAGCUGUCAACACACAUUCAUCCGCAACGACAUAUUCUAAUAUUCAAAUACAUUGAUACAUCUCCUUCUCCAAUUUAUGAUUUUAUUUAUCUAAGUAAUAACAUUUAUUCUUGGUGUUGGAAUUUUAUAAGUCUACUAUUAAAAUAAAAUAUAAGUUGUAUUGGCUGUAGAAGCUAACACGGAUUAUUUAUCGCUACCAGCAUCAGACCUACUCAAACUGAUUUACAUAGCUUAUGUUUUCUUUACAUGCUUUCAUUUGCGCUUACAAUUUCUUUGAGGGCUUUCAUUUGCGCUUACAAUUUCUUUGAGGGCUUUCAUUUGCGCUUACAAUUUCUUUAAGGCCUUUCAUUUGCGACUACAAUUUCUUUGAGGGCUUUCAUUUACGCUUACAUUUUCUUAACAUGUAUUUCAUUUGCGACUACAAUUUCUUUGAGGACUUUCCUAUACACUUAUGUUUUCUUUACAUGCCUUCCUUUGU
Messenger RNA from Bacillus rossius redtenbacheri, 7371 nucleotides. RefSeq lists its product as uncharacterized. The record is from RefSeq and is a predicted model, not a curated record. NCBI's taxonomy places the organism in Eukaryota, Metazoa, Arthropoda, Insecta, Phasmatodea, Bacillidae. The transcript is spliced from 4 exons. The coding region runs from base 4865 to 6511 and encodes 548 amino acids.